AUGUCAGUUGAAAAAUAUUCGACUGAGUUCCUUAAACUUUCGAGGUAUGCUCCACGUCUCAUCCCCGAUGAAGAGACCAAGAUUGAGAGGUUCCGUGAUGGAUUGUCACCACGAAUCCUUGAGAAGAUUAUUUUCCUCAAAGUCACCGACUAUGUCGAUAUGGUGCACACUGCCACCAUGGCUGAGGAGGGAAUUCGUGAAGCAACUGCUUACUAUAACAAUAGGAAGCGGUCACUUUCGUUGGGAGCCCCUUCAUCUCCUUCGCCCCCUCCACCAAAGAAGCAGUCUUUUGGUAGCAGUUCGGGAUCUAUUGGGGGACAAAGUGCUCCUGCAAGUCAGGGCAGCGUCGAUGUCACAUCAUGUGGUAGAUGUGGGAAGACGCACCCAGGUGUGUGUCGAUGGGGAACUUCUAGAACAUGCUUCAAGUGUGGCCGAGUGGGCCAUUGUGCCAAGGAUUGUCAGCAAGUCACUGCUAGGAUCCAAGCGUCUGAGGAGAGCAAUAAUCGGCCUAUGCCAACGGCGCCAGCAAGGGUGUACAACAUGCUUACACAGGAAAAUGCCAAAGCCAAUGGGAACGCAGCCAAUGUCGCCAAUGUUACUACAGGAUCAGCGGAUCUAGAGGAUGAUCCCGUAGCACGGUACUUGGGGUACUACGACUGA
Messenger RNA from Alnus glutinosa, 660 nucleotides. RefSeq lists its product as uncharacterized. The coding region runs from base 1 to 660 and encodes 219 amino acids. Lineage: Eukaryota; Viridiplantae; Streptophyta; Magnoliopsida; Fagales; Betulaceae. The record is from RefSeq and is a predicted model, not a curated record. Gene Ontology annotation, molecular function: nucleic acid binding; zinc ion binding. The transcript is spliced from 2 exons.